This is a messenger RNA of Chenopodium quinoa (quinoa), 999 nucleotides long. RefSeq names its product probable cyclin-dependent serine/threonine-protein kinase DDB_G0292550. Lineage: Eukaryota; Viridiplantae; Streptophyta; Magnoliopsida; Caryophyllales; Amaranthaceae. The record is from RefSeq and is a predicted model, not a curated record. Bases 1 to 999 code for a protein of 332 amino acids. The transcript is spliced from 2 exons.
AUGGCAGGGGAACGAAGUUCAGGUAGUGGUGGAAAUGAUUUGAAUGAUUUAGUGAGGCAAUUGGCAGCGGUUGCCCAGCAAUUGGCAAGGAACUCAACUGGUAACGGGGAUGCUGAAGGGGAGCUCUUUAAAAAGGUAUUUGAGACCCUGGAUGAAGUAUAUGGAAGGGCCGCACACCUUUAUGCUCUGGAAGAAAAGAAGAAGAAAGAGUUAGCUGAAAUAGAAGGAAGAGAGAAAAGGAAGGAAGUGGGACAAGUUUUUGGAAACCAACAAAGAAACCAGAAUGGUUUUAAGAAACAGAAGUAUCACCAUAACAAUAACUUCCACAACAAUAACAACUUCCAUGGUAAUAACCGUCAAGGGAACCGCAACAACAAUGGAGGGGCUAGAAACAAUAACCAAGGGAGUAAUAAGAAUGGAAGGAUUUACUUCUGCAAGAGGUGUAGGAACAAUCACCCUGGGAGGGAUUGUGAAGGCAAUUUGGUUGCUUGUCGCCCUUGCAACAACCUGGGGCAUAGGGAGUAUGAGUGUUACUCUAAGAAUGCUAAUGGGAAUAAACAGAACAACUAUAACUCAGGAGGAAACCAGAAGAAUUUCCAAGGGAACAACAACAAUUUUUCUGGGAAUAAGGGAGUGCAGCAGAAUGGGGUGAGAAACAGUAACACCAACAAUAGUAACAGCCAGCAAAAGGGAGGAACUGCAGGGAAACUGAAUGUUUUGAGUAGGCACGAGGCAGAGGCCACGAAAGAUGUUAUCACUGGUACUUUUUCUAUUAACUCUAUUCCUGUUAAAGUAUUGUUUGAUUCUGGUGCAACUUUUUCUUUUGUUUCUAAGGGUAUUGAUUCAAAACUUAAGGACUGCUUAAAAACAGUAGAGGCAGUAGAUUUACCUAUAACCAUCCCGACAGGUGGGGUAGUUAAAUGUACCAAAACUUUUAGAUAUGUGCCUUUAGAAAUAAAGGGAAGAUAUUUCCGUCUGAUCUUAUUGAAUUUGGGCUGA